This is a messenger RNA of Prorocentrum cordatum, 596 nucleotides long. The record is from the annotation of a GenBank genome assembly. NCBI's taxonomy places the organism in Eukaryota, Dinophyceae, Prorocentrales, Prorocentraceae.
CGUUGCUUGGAGGCCUUGGGCUCUGCGAAAUCGCCCGCCGUGAGCAACCUUGCCACGCCCGGGUCUGAGGGUGAGGGGCGGGGUUUGCCUUCGACACCCCCGCCGCUCCGGCGGGGGGGCGGCUUUCCCCAGCGCCUACGGCGCCGUCGAGGCGGCGACCAUGUCGCUCAUGGCGGCGCUGUGGGCGCUGCGCCGGGAGCAGCGCGCGGCGCGCAGGCUGCUGGGGGCCACCAGCAGGCGCGAGCUGCAGCGCUACGCGCUGUGCGGCGUCGCCAUGACCGUGCACCACGGCACCGGGCUGGCGGCCAUGUGCCGCGUGAACUACACGACGGCGAUGCUGUUUACAGCGGCGAAGCUGCCCUCGGUCAUGCUGGCGGGCGUGGUGGUCAACCCGACGGCUUCGCGCCCCGCGCCCGCGGCCUUCGUGUCGGCGGUCUGCGUGGGGGUCGGGUUGGCCCUCUUCGGGAUCGCGGAGAGCGGGAUGGCGCCGCGGUUCAGCACCUCCGGGCUACUGUUCAUCGCCGCCAACCUUGUGCUCGGCGCUGGGGUGUUCAACUUCCAGCAGCGGGUGCUCCAUUCGGGCGCCUGCCGCAAGG